Neomonachus schauinslandi (Hawaiian monk seal) is the source of this 1741-nucleotide messenger RNA. RefSeq names its product ST3 beta-galactoside alpha-2,3-sialyltransferase 1 (gene ST3GAL1). Lineage: Eukaryota; Metazoa; Chordata; Mammalia; Carnivora; Phocidae. The record is from RefSeq and is a predicted model, not a curated record. Gene Ontology annotation, molecular function: beta-galactoside (CMP) alpha-2,3-sialyltransferase activity. The transcript is spliced from 6 exons. The coding region runs from base 410 to 1438 and encodes 342 amino acids.
CCUGCACUGUCACCAAGAUUAAUUACCCCUCAACCCCUUUGGAUGGGAAAGUAAGUCAUUUUAUUAAGUUUGAUUAAAGCUUCAAGAGACAUUGUUGGCUGUUUCAGGACUGCUGACAAAGCAUCCUGCUUAUUUCCUGAAAAGACAAAUUAUAUGUAAGAAGGGCCAAGCCCCGCAGAGGGGUCCUCUUAGCCUCAGACCAUCACGUGGUGAUGUCCCGCACACAGGCGUGGCCAUCGCCCGGCGGGAGUGAAGUCGGCCCUAGCAGGCCUGGAGGCCCCCCUGGGAAUCCCUGCCUCACCUUGUGACCGAGCCUCCGUCUCCGGGAUUUUUCUUCCAAAUCCCCCCUGGAAGGCGUGAUUUCCUCCAGCCCAGCCAGCCCCGGGAGGUGCCCGUCCGGACGGCAGAAAUGGUGACCAUGAGAAAGAGGACUCUCAAAGUGCUCACCCUCCUCGUCCUCUUCAUCUUCCUCACCUCCUUCUUCCUGAACUACUCCCACACCAUGGUGACCACCACCUGGUUUCCCAAGCAGAUGGUCGUCGAGCUCUCGGAGAACUUCAAAAAGUUCAUUAAAUACACGCACAGGCCUUGCACCUGCACCCACUGCAUUAGCCAGCAGAAGGUGUCGGCCUGGUUCGACGAGAGGUUCAACCGGUCCAUGCAGCCGCUGCUGACCAUGGAGAACGCGUUCUUGGAGAAGGACACAUACAGGUGGUGGCUGAGGCUCCAGCGGGAGAAGCAACCCAAUAACCUGAACGAUACCAUCAGGGAGCUGUUCCAGGUGGUGCCCGGGAAUGUGGACCCCCUGCUGGAGAAGAGGUCGGUGGGCUGCCGGCGAUGUGCCGUGGUGGGCAACUCCGGCAACCUGAGGGAGUCCUGGUAUGGGCCUCAGAUCGACAGGCACGACUUCGUGCUGAGGAUGAACAAGGCCCCCACGGCGGGCUUUGAGAUGGACGUCGGGAGCAAGACCACGCACCAUCUGGUGUACCCCGAGAGCUUCAGGGAGCUGGCGGAGAACGUCAGCAUGGUCCUGGUCCCCUUCAAGACCACCGACCUGGAGUGGGUGGUCAGUGCCACCACCACGGGCACGAUCUCUCACACCUAUGUUCCUGUCCCCGCAAAGAUCAAAGUGAAAAAGAAUAAGAUCCUCAUCUACCACCCGGCCUUCAUCAAGUACGUCUUCGACAGCUGGCUGCAGGGCCACGGGCGGUACCCAUCCACAGGCAUCCUUUCCAUCAUCUUCUCGCUACACAUCUGCGAUGAGGUGGACUUGUAUGGCUUCGGGGCAGACAGUAAGGGGAACUGGCAUCACUAUUGGGAGAACAACCCAUCGGCGGGGGCUUUUCGCAAGACCGGGGUGCACGAUGGAGACUUUGAGUCCAACGUGACGGCCACCUUGGCGUCCAUCAAUAAAAUCCGGAUAUUUAAGGGGAGAUGACGCUGCCAAGGAGCCCCAGAGCCCGCCUCUCCGUGGCCAGCCCCAGCCUCUCGCUGGAGCCGUUCUGACCCGGGAACUUUGAGGGCUGGUCUCGGGGGUGUGUUCAGGUGCCCCUCGCGGCCUCUUGCACUCCAGCAUUUGGCAGCAUCUACUCAGCAGGGCCCCCAAGCCCUGCCGGCUCUGCAGAGGGAGUGUCAGAACUGGCCUUGGAUGGGGAGACCCCCCUCAGUGCUGUCCUGCAGCUGGGGGAAGGUGGGGAGAUGCGGGGGAGAUCCAGUCUCCAAACGCUAGAGUCAUUUUGGC